AUGGCCGCCACGAUGUCUCAGAUGUCUGCUGCUGCUCCCAUGGCCGGCGGUCUCAUGGCCCUGACUCCAUCCUCCACGAAGCUGUCCAGCGCUGCUUCCCGUGUGGUGGCCCGACCCAGACUGGGCGCGUCGCUGGCGGGGCGAGUUCGAUGCGAGGCGGGCAAGGGCCUGCGGGAGACCAUCGAUGAGAGCACGAAGAAGGAAAUCACGGAGGGCGAGAUCCUGAAGAACAUGGAGACCAACGAGUCCGAGCAGCGUUCCUACUUCGGCGCCAAGCCCACUCCCGGGUUCGACCAGGCAGUGGGGUUCACCCCCCGCCCGGAGAUCGAGAGGCGGCCCGAGACCAGCGACAAGUCCUUCUUCAGCGUGUUCGCGUUCGACGGGGCCGCCCCGGAGACCAUCAACUGCCGACUGGCGAUGUUGGGCAUGGUGUGGGCGUUCUUCGCGGAGAAGGCGACGGGGCUGACAGUAGCACAGCAGCUAUUCAACCCCACCACAAGCGGGCUUGUGUAUUUCGUGGGCGCGGUGCAGUUAUUCACGUACGCAUCGCUGGUGCCGAUCAUGAACGGCGAGUCGACGGAUGCUCGCAGCUUCGGGCCGUUCACGGCGCGAGCUGAGCGAUGGAACGGGCGUCUAGCAAUGCUAGGAUUCCUGUCGCUAGUGGUCACGGAGCUGAUCCGCGGAGCUCCCGUGUUCCACUAA
Messenger RNA from Physcomitrium patens, 702 nucleotides. RefSeq names its product early light-induced protein, chloroplastic. Lineage: Eukaryota; Viridiplantae; Streptophyta; Bryopsida; Funariales; Funariaceae. The record is from RefSeq and is a predicted model, not a curated record.